Molecule: messenger RNA, 2169 nt
Organism: Tyto alba (common barn owl)
Lineage: Eukaryota; Metazoa; Chordata; Aves; Strigiformes; Tytonidae
Gene: TTC4
Product: tetratricopeptide repeat domain 4
Exons: 10
Coding region: 562-1593 (343 amino acids)
Molecular function (GO): Hsp90 protein binding
Source: RefSeq, a predicted model, not a curated record
GACGUGCGGGUUGUCAGCGAUGGCUUUGGGUGAGCAGAGCUGAAUCCAGCUCCUGUCGGAGCCAGCCAUGUUGUCUUGCGACUGCGCUGGGUGUUGAGGUUGAGCUGUGGUCAGCCCAAAUUCCCCCCGUGGGGCCGGGGGUGUUUCACCCUCUGGCUGCAGGCCCCCGUCAGCCGCUUUUAGGGACGCAUGUAGCCCUGGGGUCAGCCCCUCGCUGCCCAGCCAUGGCCUCUGACAAGCACACGCAACAGCUGAGGCUGCGGGAGGGAGGAUGACAGGGCUUUCCCUCACCCUUUUCAGGUGCCAAGUUCUUCAAACGAGGCAUUUUAAGGAGAGGAAGGAAGGUUCUUUUCCUCCAUUUGCGUCUUGUCUUUGGAGACACCCGGGUUCCACGAAGGUGGAGGUUAAUCUCGAUGAAAGCAAAAUGGUGAACUGUAGAACCUUAUUCACCUCAAAAAUUCCGUAGCGCUGCACAUCUGCAGGAAUUAAGGUCAAGAAUGGUGUCGGGCAUCCUCACCCCAGUCCUGCGGGUCAGUCCAGCUGGAGCUGGAGGCCAUCCCCAUGUUCAUGAAGCGGUGCCCGGCCGAGAUCGACGCGGCGCGGCAGCCCGAGCUGGCCUGUCUGCAGUCCCUGCUCUUCGACGAGGAGCAGAGCCCCGCAGAGCUGGCCAAGAUGUACAAAAACGAGGGGAAUGAGUACUUCAGGGAGCGGGACUACGGGAGAGCUGUCAUCGCCUACACCGAGGGGCUGAAAAAGAACUGCGAGGACCCAGAGCUGAACGCUGUGCUGCUCACAAACCGAGGGGCCGCACAGUUUUACCGGGGUAACUACUGUUCCGCUCUCAGUGAUGCCAUCCAAGCAAAAAAGCUAAAGCCCAGCCAUCUCAAAGCGAUUGUAAGAGGAGCUCUCUGUCACAUGGAGCUAAAGAAUUUCUCUGAAGCAAUAGCAUGGUGUGAGGAGGGCUUGCGAAUAGAUGCAAAAGAAAAAAAGCUUGUGGAAGUGAGAGCUAAAGCUGACAAAUUAAAGCGAGCUGAGGAGCGGGAUGCAAGGAAAGCAAAGGUGAUGGAGAAGAAAGAGCAGUGUCAAAAAGAAAUUUUGCUUGAAGCAAUAAAGGAAAGAAAUAUUAAGCUGGCUCUUGAGCCUUCAGGUGAAGAGGAGGACGUAGCAGAUGGCCUGGCUGAGAUAUCCUUAGAUGGGUUCCACUCUGACAAUGCCACGGGGGCAAAGGUUUACUUAGAUGCUGAUGGCAACUUAAACUGGCCUGUCCUCUUUCUGUACCCUGAGCACAAGCAGACAGACUUCAUUGCGGCUUUUCACGAGAACUCCAGGUUUAUUGAUCAUUUAAUGGUGAUGUUUGCUGAGUUACCUCCUUGGGAUUUAGAAAGAAAAUACCUUCCCAGCCAUCUUGAGCUCUAUUUUGAAGAUGAAGAAAGAGCAGAAAUGUACGAGCUGAACCCAGAACACACGUUGCUGCAAGUGCUGCAGCACGAAAGGUAUUUUGUAAAGGUGGGGACUCCAACAGUUUUGGCAUUUGUAAAGCGUUCUCCUUUCUCUAAGAAGUACUUCUCUGGCAAGAAGGUGCAUCGACUAUAGUGAGCAAGAGUGAAACAAGAGCAAUCCCGUGUUAUCCCAGCUACAGACUGCAAAAUUCUGCUUGAACAAAAAUACCUUGCACACUUCAGGGGAGAAAUAAUCUUGGCACAUGGUGAAACUUCCAGGAAAGCAGAGCAUAGGAGAAUAGGCUUACACGAGGGAAUUAUUUGUUUAAAAAGAAAUCCAGCUGGCUCACAGAAGGUCUCCUCUAUGAUAGGCUGCGGGUGGUUUUGAAAUAAACCUGAAGCAGUGCCAAACACUGGCUGCAGUUGAAGCAACAGCAGCUGGAAAUGUACUUACCUGUGAAAAAUCACUGAUUUCCUUGGAGGAGGGCUGCAGUUGCUGGGGUUUAGCAGCAGUGGCCUGGGGAGAUACCUGCCUGUUGCAGCGGGAUGGAUGCAGUCAGAUUCCUGCCUGGGAUUAAGCAGCUGCUGGUUUUCCACCGCUUGGCUCUGCUGCUGGCCAGGGUAAAGCAGAGCUCUUUGUUCAGAGCGGUGUGUUUUACUGACCCUUUUGCUACCUUACUGAUUGUCCUACAGAACCUGGAAAUAAACACAUCUAUUUUAAGUAGACUAA